Drosophila arizonae is the source of this 1151-nucleotide messenger RNA. RefSeq lists its product as uncharacterized. Gene Ontology annotation, biological process: DNA repair; telomere maintenance. Lineage: Eukaryota; Metazoa; Arthropoda; Insecta; Diptera; Drosophilidae. The record is from RefSeq and is a predicted model, not a curated record. Gene Ontology annotation, molecular function: DNA helicase activity.
UAUUGUAAUCACGAAUAUGAUUCAUGGACCAUGUGGCAAUAUCAACCGCCAAUCACCGUGCAUGGUCGACGGCAAGUGUUCCAAACGGUAUCCGCGAAAAUUCACGGCAGAGACCAUUACAGGCAACGAUGGUUAUCCGUUGUAUCGGCGUCGAUCACCCGAUGAUAACGGAAGAACUAUCACAACUAAAGUGAAAGGAAUCGAUUUCACAAUUGACAACAGUUGGAUUGUUCCAUAUUCGCCACUUCUUUCGAAAACAUUCAAGGCACAUUGUAAUGUUGAGUAUUGCAAUUCGGUCAAAUCUAUAAAAUACAUUUGCAAAUAUGUCACGAAAGGGAGCGACAUGGCGGUUUUUGGUAUCCAAACAUCCAAUAUCAACGAUGAAAUCACACGCUAUCAAGUUGGUAGAUAUGUGAACUGCAAUGAAGCUAUUUGGCGUAUAUUUUCAUUCCCUAUUCACGAACGUUAUCCCACUGUUGUACAUUUAGGGGUGCAUCUAGAAAACGGUCAGAGAGUAUAUUUCACAGCGUCGAAUGCUGCUCAACGUGCCCAAACACCUCCAGCGACAACACUGACCAGUUUCUUUGCGAUUUGUCAACAUGAUCCAUUCGCACGAACGUUGCUUUACUCGGAAAUGCCACGUUAUUACACUUGGAACGCCGCAUCGUUCCUGGUCAUCCAGAUAUGCGUUCUGCUGAUGCUCUUGGUCGUAUUUACACAGUGCAUCCAAAGAAUGAUGACUGUUUCUAUUUGCGGUUGUUGCUGGUACAUGUUCGAGGGCCAACAUCAUUUGAAUCACUACGAACUGUUAAUGGUAUAGUGUGCCCCACAUUUCGUGCAGCGUGUCAAGAGCUGAAUUUGCUUGAAAACGAUACUCAUUGGGAGACGACAAUCGCUGAAGCAAUUAUUUUUGCAUCUCCAAGUCAGAUACGCACAUUAUUUGCAAUCAUCAUUUCAACAUGCUUCCCAUCAAAACCACGUGACCUGUGGAACAAAUAUAAAGAUAAAAUGUCAGAAGACAUUUUAUAUCGAAGUCGUAUCAACUCAAGAAAUCCCGAUCUUGAGGCGAACCAGGAGAUGCAUAACCAAGCCUUGCUUUUGAUCGAAGAUAUAUGUUACCUCAUAUGCGGCAGUUUGUUAGAUAGGUUAGG